AUGACUUUAACAAUUCGAAGUCUGCUCGAGAAAUUGAUCGAAGAACGAAAAAAAUCGAAAUCAGAUGAUGAUGAAGAUUUUGUAGUUGUUCAAGCAGUUAAUAAUGAAUGGCCAACGAUAUUCGAGCAAUAUUUUUUAUCACCAACAGACCGUCUUCCUCAAACAUCAACUAGUACAACGAGUGAUGAUGAUCUAAUUUUUUAUGUCACGCGUAAAAUCGUAAAUGAUUCACAACGUUCAAAAAAUUCUGUAGAAGUUUUUCGCCAUCAUGAUGUCAAACGCCAACCGAAAUUAAGUUCACCUGAUUAUGAUUGGGAAGAAACAACAAAUCUAAAUCUUGUUCUUCAUCAAUUCGAAUAUACAGUAACAACAGCUAUCUGUAUUAAAACAAGUAGUAGACAUCUACAGAUUAUUAAACGUUUAUCAACAAGAGUUUAUGCAAGUCCAUCACAUCGUGACAUGGAAAAUAAAGGCACAGAAGAGGCAAUCACUUAUCCAAAAAUUUAUUUUAGUGUCGAUAAUUUUGAAGAUACUUUUUGUGAAAUGGUUGUAAAUGAAGAUCAAAUGGUAUGUGUUGAACUAGUCGCAACAAAUCCAGUUCUGAAUGAGAAAAAAGUCUUAUUUCUUGGUUCAAUUAAAUAUGAAGCUUUAAAAAAAGUUUAUGAAACUCGAGCUACAACAAGUACUCGUGUUGCUCAACGAAUGACUUUAGGAAUGUAUACAAAGCACAGAGUUGAAUUUGUACGAAUGCGUGGACCGAAUGGUAAAGGUCAUGCAGAAAUGGCUGUCAGUAGAUAUCGACCGACUCAGUCUGAUACGACAACACCUGAAUCAAUUCCAACAACACCGGUGAAAGCUACUUUUGAAGAAGAAAACUGGAAUAAACAUACUGAUGGUAAAGAUAAUCAAUGGGUCCCAUCUGUAUCACAAUCGAAACAGAAUGCAUCGAAUGGAAUAACAUCAGAAGUUGAAUCAGAUGAUAUUCGACAAGUUUUAGAUUUAUCCGAUGAAACAGGUGGUUUCCUUGGUCGUGGAUUAAAUAAAGCAAUGAAUUGGGUACGUGGUUCAAAUACUCGUCUCGAUCAAUCUAUGCCAACAAUACCAUUACAAACUUGUCUUACAUAUUUAACAUUACCGUGUCAUUUAAUUGUAAAAGAUAUCCUUGAAUCUAAUUCAGUACCAUUACUAACACCGCAAUAA
Adineta steineri is the source of this 1200-nucleotide messenger RNA. Lineage: Eukaryota; Metazoa; Rotifera; Eurotatoria; Adinetida; Adinetidae. The record is from the annotation of a GenBank genome assembly.